Caenorhabditis bovis is the source of this 831-nucleotide messenger RNA. Lineage: Eukaryota; Metazoa; Nematoda; Chromadorea; Rhabditida; Rhabditidae. The record is from the annotation of a GenBank genome assembly.
AUGAUGGGGGCAGCGAAACGAAUAAUGAUGACACGACCGAGUCAUUAUAAGGUCAAUUACUCCAUAAACGCUUGGAUGGAUGUUCACAAUCAAGCGGAUAGCUCAAAAGCGACAAAACAAUGGGAGAUGCUGAAGUCUACAAUUGAAAAAUGCGGAGCAAAUGUAGAAGUGAUGGAAUCGGAGGAUGCGAAGCACUAUCCAGACAUAGUAUUCUGCGCAAACGCUGGAAUUAUCCGAGGCAGAAAAGUCUAUCUUUCCCACUUUGCAUAUCCCGAACGCGCCGGUGAAUUCGUCUAUUAUCAAAGAUUUUUCGAAUCCAUUGGUUACGAAACAUUUUACAAUAAAGAACUUGUGCACGAAGGCGCUGGUGAUGCUCUUUGGUGUAGUAAAGGAAUGAACACAUUAGUGAGCGGAGUGGGGCCACGUUCAGAUCACCGCUCGUGUUCCGAUAUUUCUAAGAAUUUGCUUAUAUCAAAAGACGACGAAUUUCAAGUAGUAGCAGCGAGGCUUAUAGAUCCUAGGUUUUAUCACAUCGACACAUGUUUUUGUCCUUUGAAUGAGAAUCAAGCUUUAUCGUAUUUGCCUGCAUUUGAUCCAGUUUCGCAGAAUAAUAUUCAAAAUUAUACUGAUAUUGUUCAAGUUCCCGAAGAAGAUGCAAAGAAAUUUGCGUGCAACGCUGUCGUCGUUGGGAAACACGUGAUUCUACAUCAAGGAUCCGAAACAACAAUGAAACUGUUGGAGAAGAACGGUUUUGAGCCUCAUCCGAUUGACAUGUCGGAAUUUAUAAAAGCCGGCGGUUCGGCGAAAUGUUGCACACUGCGUUUAGAAUAA